AUGAGUGACGUCUCCUCAAGCUUCGUCGAACUCAUGUACGAAGCCAACAAGCGCGGCAACCUCCCAGGCUGGCCUGAAACCCACAAGCUGCAGUCCUUUCGUUCUGAAUACAACUCUUGGGUCCGAAAUCACGGCAUGAGACUUGACUCGUGGACUCACAAUACUGCCCCAAACGAUCCGAACGAAGAUCGCAUCAAACGAUCUGCAAUCAGACUAGCACUUUCCACCCUGGUCUCCCAAGUCCAGCUGCUUAUGCAGGACUAUCGUGAUGGACCUGAGGUACACACGGCAGCUGGAGCGCAGGGUAAUGCGAGCAGUGUUGAGAGGAGCUUGACCACUCUUUCGAGGUGGACGUCUUGA
Fusarium musae is the source of this 360-nucleotide messenger RNA. RefSeq lists its product as uncharacterized. The transcript has 2 exons. Bases 1 to 360 code for a protein of 119 amino acids. The record is from RefSeq and is a predicted model, not a curated record. Lineage: Eukaryota; Fungi; Ascomycota; Sordariomycetes; Hypocreales; Nectriaceae.